AUGCAGCAGCUCACCGGCUCCUGUUUGUGUUCCUCAGACGUCCAGCAGCUGAUUGGUCAUCCUGAAAAAGUUCCCCCUCAGCCACAGGUGGGGAGCUUUACUUUGAAGCAGAAAGUGUCACAGCCCCCCCACAUUAAAGAUGAAGAGGAAGACGUCUGGAUCACUCAGGAGGGAGAGUGUCUUCUAGGGCAGGAGGAAGCUGAUUUCACCAGGUUGCCACUGACUGUUGUCUCUGUGAAGACUGAAGAUGAGGAAGAGAAACCACAACCAGACAACCUCUUAGCUCCACUAUCAGAUCGUGAGGCUGAGGACGAGGUUGAAGAAACUCUAAGCAGCGAUACAGACUGUGAAGGUGAUAUGAGGACUCACACUGACAACAAACAUGGCAACUGUUCUAAAAAGAAGACAUGUAAAAAGACUUGGAGCUGUUUAGUUUGUGGUACGAGAUGUACUACAAAGAGUUGUUUGACUGAACACAUGAGAACACACACAGGAGAAAAAACGUUUAAUUGUUCAGUUUGUGGUAAAAACGUUUCUCACAAAAGCAGUUUGACUCAUCACAUGAGAACACACACAGGAGAAAAACCAUUUAGUUGUUCAGUUUGCGUCAAAAGCUUUUCUAAAAAUAGCAGUCUGACUCUACACAUGAGAACACACACAGGAGAAAAACUAUUUAUUUGUUCGGUUUGCGGUAAAAGCUUUUCUCAAAAUAGCAGUUUGACUAAACACAUGAGAACACACACAGGAGAAAGACCAUUUGAUUGUUCAGUUUGCGGUAAAAGCUUUUCUAAUAAGGGGGGUUUGACCCAACACAUGAGAACGCACACAGGAGAAAGACCAUUUGAUUGCUCAGUUUGUGGUAAAAACUUUUCUCACAGGAGCGGUUUGACUCAACACAUGAGAACACACGCAGGAGAAAAACUAUGUGUUUGCUCAGUUUGCGGUAAGAGUUUUUCUCAAAAUAGCAGUUUGUCGAAACACAUGCGAACGCACACAGGAGAAAGACCGUUUGAUUGUUCAGUUUGCGGUAAAAGCUUUACUCAACAAUGCCAUUUGACUCAACACAUGAGAACACACACUGGAGAGAAACAAUUUAAUUGUUCAGUUUGCUGUAAAACCUUUUCUCAAAAAAGCAGUCUGACUCAGCACAUGAGAACACACACAGGGGAAAGACCAUUUGAAUGUUCAGUUUGUGGUAAAAGCUUUACUCAACAAUGCCAUUUGACUCAACACAUGACUACUCACACAGGAUCCAAACGAUUUCAUUGUUCAGUUUGCGGGAAAAGCUUUUCUCGAAAGAGUAUUAACCAUGCACAUGAGAACUUACACAGGAGAAAGACUAUUUAAUUGUUCAGCCUGUUGUAAAAGCUAUUUUUCAAUAUUGUAAUUGAUGUGAUUAUUAAUAUUUAAUGUGAAGACUUUGCCUGUCACUAAUUAUAUAUAAAAUGUUGUUGGCAGUUUUAAAUGUCUUUUGAAGGGAUUAUUGGUGUAAUAGAUGAAUCCCCAUAUCCUACAUUGUUAACUGCCUCUUAGAAGCAGUUUUUGACUAUUAAGAAUGCAUAGACAAUGGGAAGACGUGUUUGCUUCUCUCACAUAACCAUUGUGGAUGAUGGAACUUUUUUUUUUAAAUUGCAGUUUUCCUUUAACAUGAAGGAAGACAGCCAUGAAUUCGGGAGUCGCUUUAAUAACAUCCGGCUUCGUCUCGCCAUCACACAUUACCGCAGUAAAGUUGGAGGUCAAACUCAAAGACCGGCAACACAUGUUUGGCCUUUACAAUAAAUCAAUCA
This is a messenger RNA of Nerophis lumbriciformis (worm pipefish), 1787 nucleotides long. Lineage: Eukaryota; Metazoa; Chordata; Actinopteri; Syngnathiformes; Syngnathidae. The record is from RefSeq and is a predicted model, not a curated record.